ACUAGCAUUCAUUGGAAGUGCAUGUAAGCUUCAUAAACACAAUUGUGAGCGAUUCAAGAUGUUAACAAGUACUUCUGAGAAGCUACGAUGGGUGUUUUUGCUCGUCUGUUGUGCGGCUCUCGUGACGGGUUUCCCCAGUAUAUCCGAUGACCCCGAGGUGGCUGAGACGACAUUUAACUUUCUGACACGGUACGGCUACUUGAACACCCCGGCCUCCGAAGAAGCAGACAUCGCGACCAUCACCGACGUCCAGUCCGCCAUACGCCGCGUGCAGUACUACGCCAACCUACCGGAGACGGGCACGGUGGACGACGACACGUUACGGGCGAUGAAGAUGCCGAGGUGCGGCGUGCCGGACCCCACGGGACGGAGCGUGAACGGUACGGUACUGGGCGGCCGGCUGAGACGGUACGCUCACACCGGCGGCCGGUGGCACAAGAGGGAUCUGACGUACAGAAUCCUCAACAACCCUCCGGAGCUUUCAUUCAGCGAGGUAACCAACACGAUCCGUGAAGCCUUCAAGGUUUGGAGUGACAUCACCCCGCUGAGUUUCCACGAGAUCACGGGGGCCAACUACGCCGAUAUCUACCUGAAGUUCGCCCCGUACGAUCACGGCGACCCCUUCCCGUUCGACGGGCCAGGCGGUACCCUGGCCCACGCCUACCCGCCCCUCAGCGGAUUCAAUGAUUUGGACGGCGAUGUGCAUUUCGACGACUCUGAGAUGUUCACCAUCGAUACGUACGAUGGUACAAAUCUUCUCCAAGUCGCAGCACACGAGAUAGGCCACAGUCUGGGCCUGUCUCACUCGGCCGUGCAGGGCGCCCUCAUGCAGCCAUUCUUUCCUGGUUACGACCCUAAUUUUAAGCUGCACUAUGACGACAUCCUGGGCAUUCAGACCAUCUACGGAUCCGGAGGACCGCAGCCUGGACCCAACCCAGACCCAACCUACCGCCCAAUACCUGACCAGACCCAAGCCCCAGUCACCGUGCCCAGGCCUAACAAGGACACCUGUAACAAAGCCUUCACGGCUAUGGCAUACAUCAGGGGAGAGAUAUUCGGUUUCAGGGGUGCUCGAUACUGGAGAAUCGCCCGUGAAGGCCAGCUGAUCUCGCAUCCCGAAGGAGACAAGAACAAGUAUUUCUGGGUCGGCCUUCCUGCUAAGAUUGACGCCGGUUACGAGAGAUGGCACGACCAGAAAUCACUGUUUUUCAAAGGAAACCAGUACUGGCAGUUCGAUGGUAUUACACUACAAGAAGGAUUUCCGCGGUACAUCAGUGAUCUUUCACCCGACCUCCCGACUGACAUCGACGCAGUUAUGACGUGGAAGGAAUUCAGCAAGACCUACUUUUUCAAGGGCAACAUGGUGUGGAGGUUUGACGAGGUCUCCCAGACGGUGGACGCUAAUUGGCCGUAUCGCACCAAGGAUAUCUUCCCUGGUGUGCCCAGCAGUCUUGGAUCUGCUUUCCGUUUCAGAGACGGCAACGGUUACUUCAUCCGCGGGCGAAAGUACUGGCGCUACAACGACACGUCCAAAUCGGUGGACCCGGGAUUCCCACGCUACUUCGGGUCCGACUUCCUGAACUGCAACCUGGAGGAGAUCCUGGAGGAAGAGGCCAGGGAGGGGGCGAACGGGGCGGGAGGGAUCAAGGGCGCCCUCAGCGUCCUGGGUCUGACUAUGGCUUUGCUUUUGAGCUUAUGAAUCAAUUUUGUGAGAGUCUUCAGAUAGACUGAUUCGUUAUGCAUUCUUGACUCAGGUCUUCUGAAACUAAUUUGGCGUUCAUUCCACUUAUGCUUUGCAGUGUGUGGUUAUCAGUUCUGCCCAUGAGGUUUUUAUCAUCAUAUUUAAAUUAAUUCAGUAAACCUAAAGGGAUCUGAUCGUAAUAUGUUUAUUAAGGGGAAUGUACAACAUUUGCAUUUGCUGCAAUUUUCAGUAGUAAAUGGAUUUUGGGAAUUAAAAUGUCAUAGCAAAUAUUGUUAAACUGACUUGUUUCACGUUUUGGGCUUGAAGAUGCAGGAAAAACCAAGAA
Molecule: messenger RNA, 2027 nt
Organism: Patiria miniata (bat star)
Lineage: Eukaryota; Metazoa; Echinodermata; Asteroidea; Valvatida; Asterinidae
Product: matrix metalloproteinase-17-like
Exons: 9
Coding region: 59-1699 (546 amino acids)
Biological process (GO): extracellular matrix organization; collagen catabolic process; proteolysis
Cellular component (GO): extracellular matrix
Molecular function (GO): zinc ion binding; metalloendopeptidase activity
Source: RefSeq, a predicted model, not a curated record